UGGCCCAAAAAAUAAUUAAUAUUCCCCGUCAAUCAAACACGUCCGAUCCUUACAUAACCGUGCCCAUGUUUUACCCUUCUAGAUACGUUGGCUUGUUUAUGGUGUUAUGGGUUCUGAUAUCUGCUGCGUGCGCCUGGGGACGACCCGCCACUUUUCUGCAAGACUUUCGAAUCACAUGGUCUGAUUCCCAUAUCAGGCAAAUCGAUCGCGGCAGGGCCAUCCAGCUCAUUCUAGACCAAAACGCCGGAUGUGGGUUCGCUUCUAAGAAGCAAUAUAUGUUUGGUCGUGUUAGCAUGAAGAUGAAGCUCAUCCCCGGAGACUCGGCCGGGACUGUCACUGCCUUCUAUAUGAACUCGGAUACGGACUCAGUUCGGGACGAACUGGAUUUCGAAUUCCUGGGGAACCGUAGUGGGCAGCCCUACACAGUUCAAACAAAUGUCUAUGCCCACGGAAAGGGUGAUAGAGAACAGCGCGUCAACCUCUGGUUUGAUCCUUCUGCUGACUUCCACUCCUACGCCAUCAUCUGGAAUCAUCACCAUAUUGUUUUCUACGUGGACGAUGUUCCCAUCAGGGUGUACAAGAACAACGAAGCGAGGGGAAUCCCGUACCCCAGGAUGCAACCCAUGGGAGUGUAUUCUACGUUGUGGGAGGCGGAUGAUUGGGCGACCAGAGGAGGGCUAGAGAAAAUUGAUUGGAGCAAAGCACCGUUUUACGCUUAUUACAAAGAUUUCGACAUAGAAGGAUGUCCGGUACCAGGACCUCCGGGCUGUGCCUCGGACCCGAGAAACUGGUGGGAAGGGGGGGCCUACCAAGCUCUGAAUGCCGUAGAAGCCAAAAGGUACAGGUGGGUUCGUGUAAACCACAUGAUCUAUGAUUACUGUCAAGAUAAAUCACGCUUCCCUGUAACCCCACCGGAGUGCCUCGCCGGCAUCUGAAGUCAGCAUUCCAUCGAAACCGAGCGGUCACGACGUGACGCGCGUACGUAUAAAUUAUGGGGGGAUGACCGAGGGUAUAUGAUUUGAUCUAUGUUACUUGUGUUCGUACUCGUGGGACGAUGCCUAGGUCGAGACUAGCCGCCUAGCAGAGGACCCGACUCAAGACGCACUUCUUGCUGCCGGGUCUAUGUCCCCGUGUCUAAGUGCGCAUUAUUAUUGUGGUUGAAGAUUGAAGGAUAUAGUUUUGUUAUGUCACAAUUGCAACUUUCAAAAUUAGAAUGAGGAUGUAUAAGAUCAAUUUCUAGCUAAGCCUGUAUGUAUAUAUAUAUAUAUAUAUAUCAGAGUACGUAGCAUUAGGUUGGGUGCUGUUAUGUCAUCAAGGUGACUCGCAUAUGGUCCCUGGAGUAUAGCCAUAAAGGUGAACGUGACGAUUAAGAAGGCGCGAGAGCCCUCAUCUAUACCUGGUCCCGCAGCAGGUUCAAUGGUUUGUAAGUUCCGGCAAUGGGUUUUUAUAUGAACGUGGGAGAUGACUAAAACUCUUGACAGUCUUAUUUAACGUGUAAAAACUACGCACUAAUCAAGACGCCUGGCGCAGUAAACGAAAGGAAGAAACAUCACAAAUUUAUGAAAUUAAUUAAUUAUUUAAAAAUCAA
Molecule: messenger RNA, 1588 nt
Organism: Prosopis cineraria
Lineage: Eukaryota; Viridiplantae; Streptophyta; Magnoliopsida; Fabales; Fabaceae
Product: probable xyloglucan endotransglucosylase/hydrolase protein 6
Exons: 4
Coding region: 66-935 (289 amino acids)
Biological process (GO): xyloglucan metabolic process; cell wall biogenesis
Cellular component (GO): apoplast; cell wall
Molecular function (GO): xyloglucan:xyloglucosyl transferase activity; hydrolase activity, hydrolyzing O-glycosyl compounds
Source: RefSeq, a predicted model, not a curated record